Messenger RNA from Bubalus bubalis (water buffalo), 4527 nucleotides. It is a transcript of the gene PWWP2A, whose product is annotated as PWWP domain containing 2A. NCBI's taxonomy places the organism in Eukaryota, Metazoa, Chordata, Mammalia, Artiodactyla, Bovidae. Gene Ontology annotation, molecular function: chromatin binding; histone binding. The transcript is spliced from 3 exons. The coding region runs from base 149 to 2413 and encodes 754 amino acids. Gene Ontology annotation, cellular component: nucleus. The record is from RefSeq and is a predicted model, not a curated record.
GACCAAUGGCGCGGUGCCAAUAACGAGCAUCGGGGUAAGGGCGGGACAAAACUGUUUGCUGGAGGGAGGGGAAGGCCUAGGGAACCAAACAGCGCUGCCGCCGCCGCCGCUACAACCCGAGUCGGAGGAGGGAGAAGCCAGGAAGAAAAUGGCGGCCGUGGCUGCAGAGGCGGCAGCGACUGCAGCGUCCCCCGGGGAGGGGGGCGCCGGCGAGGCCGAGCCGGAGAUGGAGCCCAUCCCCGGCAGCGAGGCCGGCACUGACCCCCUCCCGGUCACGGCUACUGAAGCAUCUGUGCCGGACGGCGAGGCUGACGGGCAGCAGUCCUCUCCUCAGGCCGAUGAACCGCCGCUCCCGCCGCCGCCGCCGCCGCCGGGGGAGCUCGCCCGCAGCCCGGAGGCGGCAGGGCUGGAGCUGGAGCCUGAGGAGAAGCUGCCCGCUCGAGUAGUGGAACCGGGGGCAGCCGCGCCUCCGGAAGGGCCCAGCUUGCCACCUUCUCCUGUACCGCCGCCGGAGGAGCCCCGGGCUCCCGAGGAGCGCCAGGAACCGCCGCUGCCCCAGCCAGCAGCCCCGGCUCUCGUGCCGCCGGCGGGCGGGGACUCCGCGGUGUCGCAACUGAUCCCCGGCUCGGAGGUGCGGGUCACGCUGGACCACAUCAUUGAGGACGCGCUCGUCGUGUCGUUCCGCCUCGGGGAGAAGCUCUUCUCCGGGGUCCUCAUGGAUUUGUCCAAAAGGUUUGGGCCCCAUGGGAUCCCUGUGACAGUAUUUCCCAAAAGGGAAUAUAAGGAUAAACCCGAAGCCAUGCAGCUCCAAAGUAAUACAUUCCAAGAAGGGACAGAAGUCAAGUGUGAAGUGAAUGGUGCUGUUCCCAAUGACCCUUCUCCCGUCCCGCCUCCUGAGCUCAGCUUGGCCGAAAGCCUGUGGACUUCCAAACCACCACCUCUCUUCCAUGAAGGAGCACCUUAUCCUCCCCCUUUGUUUAUCAGGGACACAUAUAACCAAUCAAUACCUCAGCCACCUCCUCGGAAAAUUAAGCGACCCAAACGAAAAAUGUACAGGGAAGAACCUACUUCAAUAAUGAAUGCUAUUAAACUACGACCCAGGCAAGUUUUGUGUGACAAGUGUAAAAACAGUGUUGUUGCUGAAAAAAAAGAAAUUAGGAAAGGUGGUAGUGCAAGUGACCCUUCUAAAUAUGAAGAUAAAAAACGGAGAAGUGAAAGUGUAACUACUGUGAACAAAAAACUGAAAACUGACCAUAAGGUGGAUGGGAGAAGCCAAAAUGAAAGCCAGAAAAGAAGUGCUGUGGUUAAGGUUUCAAAUAUUCCUCACAGCAGAGGCAGAGUAGUCAAAGUUUCUGCUCAGGCAAAUACAUCAAAAGCUCAGUUAAAUACUAAAAAAGUGCUCCAGAAUAAAAACAUGGAUCAUGCAAAAGCUCGGGAAGUGCUGAAAAUUGCCAAAGAAAAGGCACAGAAGAAGCAGAGUGAAACCUCUACAUCCAGAAGUGCGCAUUCAAAAGUCCAUUUCACACGUCGGUAUCAGAACCCUAGCUCAGGCUCCCUUCCACCCCGGGUUCGUUUAAAGCCCCAGAGGUACAGGAAUGAAGAAAAUGACUCUUCUCUGAAGACCGGACUGGAGAAAAUGCGAAGCAGCAAGAUGGCACCCAAGCCCCAGUCCCGUUGCACCUCUACCCGCUCAGCAGGUGAGGCCCCUUCAGAAAAUCAGAGUCCCUCCACAGGCCCUGAAGAGGCCAGCAGUGGGGUUCAGGACACAACUGAAGUGCUUGUGCCUGGUGAGCAGGAGGAACCGCAGACACUGGGCAGAAAGGGCAGCAAAAGCAGUAUCUCUGUUUACAUGACCCUAAAUCAAAAGAAGUCUGACUCUUCCAGUGCUUCAGUGUGUAGCAUUGAUAGCACAGAUGAUUUGAAAUCCUCCAACUCUGAGUGUAGUUCUUCUGAAAGUUUUGAUUUUCCUCCAGGCUGUAUGCAUGCACCUUCCACCUCCACUUCCUCCUCUUCGAAGGAAGAGAAAAAGCUCAGUAAUUCCUUGAAAAUGAAAGUCUUUUCCAAAAACGUCUCUAAGUGCGUCACACCAGAUGGCAGGACCAUAUGUGUAGGGGACAUUGUCUGGGCCAAGAUAUAUGGCUUCCCCUGGUGGCCAGCCCGUAUUCUUACCAUAACUGUGAGCCGGAAAGAUAGCGGCAUUUUAGUCCGACAGGAGGCCCGUAUUUCAUGGUUUGGGUCUCCAACAACAUCUUUUCUGGCUCUUUCGCAACUCUCCCCCUUUUUAGAAAACUUCCAGUCACGCUUUAAUAAGAAGAGAAAGGGCCUGUAUCGCAAGGCUAUCACAGAGGCAGCUAAGGCUGCCAAGCAGCUGACCCCUGAAGUGCGGGCUCUGCUGACACAGUUUGAAUCGUGAACAUGGACAGUAAGCACAAAGACAUUAGCAGGCUGCUGGUUUCAUGGACCUGUACCACAAUGACAGAGAACACCAGAGCAUCAGGACUGAAUGAAAUUGGAGACUCAGAUUUUUAAAGCUGCACUAAGAAGUAAAUGUUCAGGCAGUGAUUAAAACCAACAGUCUAUAAAGAGGCACUUGCAUAUUGUGCUAUAUUAAACUGAAGAAAAGGUAUUAGGGGAAUAUUUUAUUAAAAAAAACCUAUUGCAAUAAAUUAUGCAUGAGAUGAGGAGGAAAGUGAUGUGAAAUACGCAAAGAACUCUUGAAUUCUGUGUGUGAAGAAUCACUGACAGUACCUUCUUUUGAACGUGAAGUUCUCAGUACAGUUUGGACACGCCUAAAAGGCACAGGAUGAUGACAGAAAUGCUGAAUUAUUUUUCAUAUUAAAACUGCUUUCUCCAAGGUUUACUGUUAAUCAGCUCAGAAACGAUUAUCUAACAUCCUACUAAAAGGAUGGUAAAGUGUCCCUAUACCCCACCAAGAAAAUUUGGAUCUUUUCUUUAAUAAAGCAGGACUAUGUUAUCUUAAAUAUACAUUUGCUUGUUAGAACAUAUUAAGAUGUAUUUAUUUGCCACCAGUAUUUAAUGUUUUCUGCACAUUUUCAUAACUACAUUCUUAACUUUCAAAUUCUGACUCCAAGUGGAUAGGCUAUUGUCAAUCUUGGAGUGAAAACAUACUCUGUAGGAACUAGUUCUUAAUCCUGCUGAGCUGGAAAGGCUUUAUUCUUCCUGUCCUUACUGAUUUUAUCGAGUUCACAAAAGGUGAUAAUAUCUGAAUUUUGAUACUGACCUCUCUCCACAGAGAGCCCCUCUUUCUAAGUGCAAGAAUUCCUCAGAGGUGUCCGAUGGGACUUGAUCCUGGGGAACAAGCAGCAGGAACCAUAAAGACGGUGAAGUUUUCAUGCAUAAAGUAUGAAUUCUUAUUCACAGAGACCAUAAUGUUUUAUCUAUGAAAAUUACACAUUAUAAAACACCUUACUUUUUCUUUUUUAAUGAAUGGAGAAAACAUUGAGAAAACCAGAUGAACUUGUUAGUACUACAUUUUUAAGGCAUUUUAUAUUUGAUGGUGCCGUACUUUUAAUAAUAUACCUGAAGUUUUUUAGUGGCAAUACUGAUUUAUUUUUUAAACCAGAAAGGUAAUCCAUAGUGAUUACUUAAUACAAAAGGAAAAAAAUGCCAAAAAUAAAAAUACAAAAUUCAUUUGAAGCAACAUAAAUGAUAACUGAGCAUUUGGCUUCAGUGCUCAAACUUUGCAUAAUCUUACUAUAUGUGUUUGGAAUUACUUAUUAACCACACACUCAGGAUUAACACACAGUUCUGGGUAAGUUUUAGAACAUUUACUAUACCAGCUAGGAUCUGUUUUACAACCCUAGAAAAGGUAGGCAGUCUUGCUUCUAGCGAGUUUAAUGCCAACCCUAAUUACGCUGUAACUAAAAGUCUUGAUUCCAUUCUAAGAUUGUCUUUAUAGAAAAUUUUUUAUCAUGAAGUCAUUGUACAUUUGAUCAAGUCUGAAAGAGUCAGCUCAGGAACUGCAGCAGCAGGAAGCUCUAAACACAAGCGACGCUCUGCUCUGGCCCAGAGCUUAGGCUGGGGUCCCUCUUGUUCUUUCAGAUCCGUAACCCAGCAGUACCACUUCAGGCUCAUUUCUGAUAACUCCCAGAUCACAGCAGAUUUUGCAUAAUCAAAACUUCUAAUUGCAGAGUGAUGGAAAUGACGAAGUAACAUAAAGGCAAAAAGAACUGGGAGAGAUCAGGUUUUAAGUAUCUAAAUAUUUUUAUGACAAUUCUCAGUGGUGUGUGUUAUAAACCAGACUUUCAUUUUUUGAAAAAUGAAACUUGGUGGUAUUUAAAAUCUAGACAUACCAUGUUUGCUAUUUCACCUUCAUUGCUUUAGUUGCUUAAUAUUUAAGCUUUGCUUCAUGCUACCUUCAUCUGUAUUUCAAAUCUUCACAAGCCUAUUUCAUUUUGUAGACUUGAAUGACAACAAUUGUUUCUCAUCUAAACUAUGCUGAGACCUAAAUGUUAAAGAAUGUUGUGUAACAUAUAUUCAAUAAAGUCUUGAUUUUUUUAAAAUUUA